Messenger RNA from Sabethes cyaneus, 3956 nucleotides. RefSeq names its product forkhead box protein K1-like. The coding region runs from base 504 to 2525 and encodes 673 amino acids. The transcript is spliced from 6 exons. Gene Ontology annotation, molecular function: RNA polymerase II cis-regulatory region sequence-specific DNA binding; DNA-binding transcription factor activity, RNA polymerase II-specific; protein binding. NCBI's taxonomy places the organism in Eukaryota, Metazoa, Arthropoda, Insecta, Diptera, Culicidae. The record is from RefSeq and is a predicted model, not a curated record. Gene Ontology annotation, biological process: regulation of transcription by RNA polymerase II.
CAAAAUAGAAACUGCCGUGAAGUCGCCUGUUGUUUAGAUUACGCUUUGAUAAAUUUAUUGUUAGUAUUUUCAACCUGAUUUCUGUAAAGCACAUGCAAAAUAUUUUAAUUAUGUUGGUGACUAUGCAUUUUAGCUAAAAUUUUAGUGACAAAAGUGCGAAUCUAUACGUUUCGCUAGAACGUGAAAAAACGCAAUUGGAAAAAAACUGAAAACGAGUUUGUAUUGAUCUGCUCGGGUGUUUCGCAGAACAACAGUGUGUUGAAAAAAACCCAGCUGCUGUGUGCGUGUAUUGUAUCGUAUUUACAAAUUUUAUCCAAGAAUUUUUCAUUUUACAUUUGCGAAUCUGUGAAAAACUGUUAAUGUUUGUUUGCUAAGUAAAACAAAGCUAGAAAGACAUUUCGAGGGACUUCCUAUUGAAAGGAGUAUGCAUGGAAUAAUUCUACUGAGGAACAUCAACAUCAUCCAGUAAGUGAGCUAAAUUUCAAAACAAAGAUCGGGAAGGAAUGUCAAGCGGUACUACCAAAUUUCAUAUGCCCCAGCCAAUCACGAAGCAGGAAAUUAAAAAGGAACAUCAGUCAGCAACCGUAGGAAGUACCACAGGCAGUACAAACGGCGGAGCAAACGUACUGAAAGUUUUCCAAAACCCGCACCAGUUUAUCGUAUCUAAGGGAACAACCAGUGUCGAAAAUAAUGGUGCCACUGGGGCAUUGAGAACUUCUACAACCUCGGCGGACUAUGUUUCUAGCAGUGGCAGUCUCGAAAUGGCUGAUACUGGCAACGGUGAGGUGAAAGUUGUGAUUAAACAACAAACUGGUAGCGGCACAGAAACGGAUUCAAUUGAACAACACGAACAAAGUAUUAUUGCUGCUCUUUAUCAGCAGCAACAACAAAAUCUGUCGAAAAAUGGUAAUAACAGGCUGUCCUCCCAGCGGUCAUCUCCUGUUUCAUCUCCAUCGCCACCUCCUCAGCAGAUGGCCACUACAACGACGGUGGCGUCCGGCCAGAAACUGAGUAACGGAUCUAACGCAUCUGUCAAAAUGAAUACAACAGCCGCUGCGUCAACGGCAACCGGAAAUAACGCGCCAAAUACGGCCAACUUUCACAACUUUAUCGGUCGACUGAUCAGCAAGGAUAACAUGCUGCUCAUAAGUGAGGACAUCAUCGAAGUUGGACGGAACUCAUCCAAAUCGCAGGUAGACUUCCACGUGGGAAAGAACAGCUUUGUCUCGCGAAAGCACUUCAUCAUUCAGCACGAUAUGAACGAUGACUUUAAUCUGUUCUGCCUCAGCAAGAACGGAGUCUUCAUCGACAACGUGUUUCACCGGAAGUGUGCUGAGUCUUACAAGUUGCCGAAAGUCUGCAGCAUUCGUUUUCCCAGUACAAAUAUCAAGAUUCAGUUUGAGAAUCUAAUUGACCAAGCGAACAACGGCGGAAUAUCAAUUGACCUGAAUCAGCAUACUCCGAUCAAGGUGGGAACUGGGUCGGGUAGCAAUGCAGUGGCAGCAGCAGCCGCCAUUGCCGCCGCCGGAGGCAAUCUUAGUGUUGGCGUAGCGGGUGGAGGCGGCGGUGGUAACAAAUCGCCGGCAUCGAAUAUCAUCUACUCUCCGCUGAAAAUUUCCAUUCCUGAGCAAGGCAGCAGCGGUGGCAGCGCGAACCUGGCUGUCGAUAUUCGCGGUCAUCAUCCCAGCGGCGGUGGACGUGAUAGUGGUAUACACAUCGGAGGAAGCGGAUACCCAUCGCCAACGGGAACCAUCAGUGCGGCCAACAGUUGUCCCACUAGUCCAAGGCAAAAUGUGCACGAGUUUGCACAGUAUAGUCACAAUAGUCAUAGUAGCAACAACAACAACAAUUACUCCCAGGAAUUUCAAGCACCUGCGUCUCAAUCUAUGUCCGAUAGUGACAAACCUCCUUACAGUUAUGCACAACUAAUAGUGCAGGCCAUCUCUGCAUCACCGGAGAAGCAGCUCACAUUAUCUGGCAUCUACUCGUUCAUAUCGAAAAACUAUCCUUACUACAGAACAGGAGCCAACAAAGGAUGGCAAAAUUCUAUUCGUCAUAAUCUCAGUUUGAACAGAUACUUCAUAAAGGUGCCACGAUCACAAGAUGAGCCAGGCAAGGGUAGUUUUUGGCGGAUAGAUCCACCCAGUGAGCUUAAGCUGAUCGAUCAAAGCUACCGGAAGCGACGCCAGAGGGGCUCACAGUGUUUCCGAACACCAUUCGGUAUGCCGCGCUCGGCACCGGUCUCACCCAGUUACAUAGAUAAUUCGCGGGAAGGAUCCCCGAUCAAUGACGAGCUGCUACUGUCUGCACCGGGCUCACCCGGUCAGAAUAACAGCGGUAACGUGAGCUACAACUCAAGUAAUCACGAUGGAUCACAACAUUCGUCUUACCAACAUCAGUAUAAUGCAUACGCCAGUAGCACCGACCACCAGGGAAACGAGAUUUAUGACGAUGACGACCAGGUGGAGUAUGACAGUGGGGAUGAUUACGAGGCACCACCGGUAAUCAAACGCCCGAAAAUGUAACUUCCUUUCGCGUAGAACCUCUAAUAAUCAGCCCACAGUCGCAGUCUGUGCUCCUGCACUCGUUAGCGUCAUUGCUGCAAUCGAGUGGUGCAUCCAGCAAAAAUAUUCUACGUGGUGGUAUGUUUUACUAAUACCUACCUGUUUAACAAAAAAACAAGAAAUCAUUGCACACGAAAAAACACCGAACAAUUCUUAAAUUACAACAAAGGAAAAAAGCAGUUUUAGCACUCUUGAUGGUCUCUUGUCACGUUCAUUGUGGGUUUAUUACCCUUUAAUUCACAUUUUUCAAUGUUCGUGUAAACAAUUUCUUACACAUUGGGAAUAUAAAUCACAUUGCAGCACAUUCACAGAAACCGUAAAGCACUCACCCACGCAUAUACAUAUUGUGACAUUUUUUUCCUCGACACUCACCAACAAGAAGAUUAGAUUAAUGGAAGCAAGUGAAUCCAAAACAAUACAAUUUAUAUAAUUACGAUAUAUAAACUGGAAAAUCUGAAAAAGAACCUACAUUUAGAAUUCUAGUUAUUAAUGAAUGUGAGCAGAAAGCAUACAAAUUUAAAGGUACACUAAUUUAACUCUGAGUAAAUGAGAUAUAAAAAUAUUUAGUGUUUAGUGAAAUGUCUCUUUUAUUGAAUAAAAACAACAAAUUAUAUAUACAACUAUAGAAGAAAAAAAACAAUGCAAUAUCUUCACGGCGCGUGACAUUGCAAAAUCAUUCGAGAGACAGAUAAUAGAUUUAUCACGCAGCACUCAUACAUUCGUGAAGAUGAUGAACUAAUCUGUUGUGUGAAUGCAGUGCAGCAAGAACAGUUAGCGUAGGCAAAAUGAAUUUAGACAAAACUAAACUACUUCCGCGCAUCAUCCAUCUGAGCAUUAAGAGUGGAAUGAAAAUAAUGUUUAGCUCUGCUUCAUAGCAAUAUGGAGAAAAUUGGCUAGCCCUGCCUGCCUGUUACUCUCUGUAGAGAUGAUGUUGAGAUGGUCAUCAAGUGACAAUGUCAAUACUGGUCAACGCUGAAAAUAGUAAAUUUAGUGAAAGGUAAAUUUAGCUCGGAAGUUGAAAAUUUCGAUAUCAAUAAAAUUGAUUACACUAUAGUUUUUUUUUAAUUAAAGAAAAGCAUAAGUGUAGAAAUGGUCUCUCGGCGUUAAGAUUGAAACUGUAAUUAUUUUUGAAAUGAUACAAGUGCGUGCCUGUUAUUGGCAGCGGGGAAUCCUUUGGGGACAAAUGUGGAAAAAUAGUUUAUUCGAAAUGGAGCCAAGCUUGACUUUGACAUUUUCAUUGCUUUAAUGUUUCGGGUGUAUGUUGGUGUGAACGACACCAAUAACCGGGAGAAAAGAGAAAAAGCAAAACAAAUGAAAUAAGAAAUAAUGCUGACAACAGUGCUGUAUAACUUAAUUGUAUUUGUUUAAAUGUAAAUUUAUUAACAACAUAAA